AUGGUUUUGAAAGAACUGUUUGGAGGGUUUAAUGGUCAAUAUCCUGCUCCAAUUAUUCGUGCAAAUCAAGGAGAUAGAAUGAUCAUAAAUGUUGAAAACAGAUUUGGUGAUCCAGCAGCCGUCCAUUGGCAUGGUAUGCUCCAACAUGGUACAAAUUGGUACGAUGGAGUUCCAGGACAAACUCAAUGUCCAAUUCCAAAUGAUGUUUCAUUUAUUUACAAUUUUACUACUGGAGACCAACACGGUACCUUUUGGUAUCAUUCUCAUUUUAUGGCUCAAUACGCUGAUGGCUUACGAGGAGCAUUAAUUGUCCACGUUCCAGAUGAUCCAUAUUUAAAAGAAUAUGAUUAUGAAUACGUCAUUACAUUGUCUGACUGGCAUCAUAGAACAACUGGUGAAAUCUUACCAAAUUUCAUAUCUCCAACUUAUACUGGUAGACGACCCGUUCCUGAUUCACCACUUUUGAGCGGUCGUAGUAGAUAUAACUGUAAUGGGGUUCCAGAUGGAUCUAAAUGUAAACCAAAUGCUCCAUUGGCGGUUUAUAAUGUUAAAAAGAAUAAAAAAUAUAGAUUUCGUAUAAUCAACACUGCUGCAGAUGCUUUCUUCAUAUUCUCUAUUGAUGAAUAUAAAUUAAAACUUAUUGAAUCAGAAGGUAUAUAUAUUAAACCAACUAUUAUUGAAAAAUUACCUAUUAAUGUUGGACAACGUUAUUCUAUAAUUGUUAAUGCUGAUCAACUGAUUGGAAAGUAUUGGAUACGUGCAACUAUCGAUAAAAGAUGUGCACUAAUUAACAAUGCGACAAUUAAUUUUAAUUCUUCUAUUGAUUGGAAUAGUCUUGGUAUUCUUAAAUAUGAAGGAUCAAAAAAAUGA
Molecule: messenger RNA, 870 nt
Organism: Rhizophagus irregularis DAOM 181602=DAOM 197198
Lineage: Eukaryota; Fungi; Glomeromycota; Glomeromycetes; Glomerales; Glomeraceae
Molecular function (GO): oxidoreductase activity; copper ion binding
Source: RefSeq, a predicted model, not a curated record